Messenger RNA from Candidozyma duobushaemuli, 1644 nucleotides. RefSeq lists its product as uncharacterized. The record is from RefSeq and is a predicted model, not a curated record. Bases 1 to 1644 code for a protein of 547 amino acids. NCBI's taxonomy places the organism in Eukaryota, Fungi, Ascomycota, Pichiomycetes, Serinales, Metschnikowiaceae. The transcript has a single exon.
AUGGUGCUUUUGUGGAAGAAGAACCCAGGACCCUCGGGUGAGGAGUCCAGCUUCGAGUACACAGACAGCGACUCCUCAGACGACAACAGACCUUUGAAAGCGAAGAGGAAGCUGCCUCCUAUCUCACCUGAGAUGGACAACAGUCACAAGAGUCCGCUGACAUCGCCAGAAAUCUACCAGAGCAGCCAAAUGGACCACUCUGAGGCCGGGAAAAGGCUGGCUCGUUACGCCACAGACCCUAUAAUUGUAAACUGGUCCGAGCUCUUACUGAAACGAGCCGCAAAUGUCUUUGAUCCAGACUUUGGAAGAGUCGAGUUUCAGGGAUUUGAAGGCACCAGCGCCAUGAGAAAAGCGCAGCUACAUACAUUUGACCACAGCACGGAGCCUGCUGAUGGGACUAAGGAGGACAUACAGGGGGAUAUUGAUCCCGUAGAGGCCGAGGCAAGAAUGGUCAGGCAGCAGGAGCUCCAGCGGCAGAACAACGAACUCAACCGCCGCCGUAGCCUUGAACGGCACCAGGAGCGUAAAGCUAAGAAAAAAAACAAAAGCACGAGUCCAGAGAUGGAGGAGGCUCUCAAGGAAAUACGCCACGCUGAGCGUCGGCAUCGCAAGCUUGAAAGAAGAAAAAAGAAGGAGGCAGCCAGGGAGCGCCAGACCCAGGAGCAGUGGUACAUUGAGGAGCAGGAGUUUCUCAAGCUGGAGCGUGAGAAGGAAGCUGCCAGGGAAGCGGCCCGCGAGGCGUCCAGGGAAGAGAAGCGUUUGCGUAAAGAAGCAAAGCGGGCUGAAAAAGAAAAGCGUCGUCAGGAACGAGAGCGAGAGCGUGAGGAGGAGCGUGAACGGGAACGGGAACGGGAACGUGAGCGUGAGAAGGAACGGGAGAAAAAGAGAAGAGAGGAGGAGAAAGCCAGAGAGCGCAGGGAGCGUCAACGGCAGAGAGAGGAGGCUGAAAGAGAGAGAGUUCGCCAGGAGGAAGAGGCAGAGCGUGAGCGGGUCCGGCAAGAAGAAGAGGCCGAGAGAAGGCGUCAAGAGGAGGAAGCCGAGCGAACUCGUCGGGAAGAAAGACGUGAGCGUCGUCGGGAACGUCGCAACAAAAGCAGAGGCCGUGAGCUUGAUGAAAAUAGUCCCGAGGCUCAGGAAAGAAACCGUCGUCGUCGUGAGGCCAGAGAAGAACGGGCUCGCCAGCGUGAGGAAAGGGCAACAGAACGAGCAAUCAGGCAAGUUCAGGCGGCCGAGAGAGCAGCAGAAAGAAGAGCAGAACGGCGCCGGCGCCGUGCUCUUGAUGCUCAGGCCACGGCAGCCAUGGGACCGCCUCCCAGAGACGAAUACAGCACCAUCGACGAAGACAUUCCUCCAUACCGUGAACGCCUACACAAGUACCUUGAUUUGGUGGCCUACGACGAGCGUUUUGCACCUAUCCUUCGUGUGAACCGAUACUUGGUUUGCGGCGACGAUGAGUUGAUUGCAGCGAUCAACCAAUUUUCAAGCCUGAACCUCUUGCCAAAAAAGACAGACCUCUGGAACAUCUCUCAUGUGGACGACACGGAGUACGAAAACAUGAUCCCGGUACUUAUCCCUGAGAACUCCUACUACGAAAACGAAAUCUUGGGCCUCGUGACCCCAGACACCCGGAGCCUAGUGAGCUAG